CCUGGCGGGAGGCGGAAGAGGGCGUCCGUCGACCUGUCAGUGUGUCCGUAGCCGCAGGUGAGCGCGGGUGCACUCUCGUCGGGGCCUGUUAUACACGCCAGAUGACGAUGUUGUCCUGGGCCACUUUGGGUGUGCUGGUCAUCGGUGCUGCUCAUGCAAGGCUCGUCUUCCCUCCAGGGUCUGACAUGGGCUACAUUGUUCCAGAUGAUCCUGGACCACAGAAGUUUGAAGAUGACACUAACUGGCUCAAUAAUAUCGAAAAUGAAGUUGAUGACCAAUCUGUGCUGCAGAGAGGUGAACGAGAGAUAAUAAAUGACAUCGAGUCUGCACUUUGGAAAACUGUUGAGGACCGUUCGAGACAGGAGGAAACUCGGAGUAUUGAAGAUGAUGACAUUGUGAAGGUGGAACCCAUACAGAAUUGGCAUGGCCGAUGGUUCCCUCAUCCUCCUAAGGAGUUAACCCUGAAAGGGAAUAUUCCAGAUGACCUGCCCGACUAUUUAAAGGAUGAUAAACAUGGUGUUGUAAUGGGAAUUCCCAGUGUGAAGUGUGAUGAUGGCAAGGUAAACCUUACAGUUGACUGGGACUUCUCUCCCAUCAAUUACACAUGCUUUGAUCCCAAGCACCAUCGCAUACCAGUCCAGGGCAAUCUACCCUCCGUGGAGCAGUGUGUGUAUGUCCCAAAGAAUUAUACACCAGCACAUAUUUGCAUGCAGAGUGAAAUCAAAUACAACACAAGCCUGCCAACAUAUGGACCACAUCGCCCCAUUUGGCCUAUUUUUGGAGAAUAUAAAUUUGUACCAGUUCAGAGGUGGCUUCACAGUAUUGAGCAUGGAGCAGUGGUGAUGCUGUAUGACCCCUGCACUGAACCUCUUAUGGUUCAUCAGCUUCGCAAGUUGGUUACUGGAUGCAUUCGCAAGCACAUAAUCACCCCAUACUCACUUCUGUCUCGAGAACGGCCUUUAGCCUUAAUAGCCUGGGGCUGCAGCCUGGAAAUGUCUACUGUUGACAAAAAAGAAGUCCAAACAUUCAUCAAGGAACGUGCUCUACAUGGGCCAGAGGGACACUUCACGAAAGAUGGAAGUUAUAAGGAAGGUCUUGUUAGAAAAGCUGAAUAUCCUUCAGGCUCCGAGAACAAGGAUUCUAAUCUUUGUCCAUCGUAAAUGUGUGAAACCCAAAGAUGAGUUGCCUUCUUUAAUUUUGAUGUUUAGUGCUUCUAUUUUUUCUUAUGCUAAAAGUUUUCAUCUUUUCACCAAUACUAGGACAAGUGUUCUUUAAAAAGAACUAAGAACUUGUUAUUGAAAUAUAGAUUCCAUUAACCAGAGAUAUUAAACUAUUCAGGAUAGGUGUAGUAGAUUUUUACUACUUUGGUUACACUGAUAAAAUGAUAAUAAUGAUAAUUGUAUGAAUUGGUUUACUUGGCAGUAAUAUUAGAUAAUGUGGGAAGAUAACCACCAUUUAUGAACACUUCCUUAAGCUGAAUGAGUGCAGAAUACACAAAGCCAUUUAUAUUUUGAGUUAAUUUGAAGCAUUACUCUAAUGAAGAAUCUCAAGUUUAUUUGUUAUAAACAAUGGGAAAGUUAAUUAUGACAGUUCUGAGGAACCGAAAUGCGUAAGCUAGGUUCACUGAAAAUGUAGUACAGUUGUAAAAGAAGAAAUAAUGAAAUCCAUGAAAGCUACUGAUAGUGUGUGAUUUACUGAACAAUGUACUUUACCCGUACUUUAAAAAGUUUUCCCUGAAAAUUAACUUUAUAAAUUUAGGUGAACUUAAAAUCUUGGUUACCUGUAAUAGGUUUUGAAGUGUAAAAGUGAGUGCAUGUAAUUUAUAAAAAAAAAUUAGGAUAUAUAUUUUUGUAAAUAUUCAUAGUUAUUUUCACAUUAAAACAUUAUUUGGCUAAUCUGUCAAAAGAUUAGCAGCUAGUAUUUUAAUUUAUGUCCAUAGAAGAGUAUAUAAUUUGUACAGUAUGUAACUGGCAUAUUUUCUAUGAAUAUUUUGGUAAUUAAAUUGACUUAGUUCUGGGCUCUUACAUCAGUUAAAUUUUAGCUUGUUAAUUAUCUUUUUAUCGAUAUUUAUGUAAAUUGGUAUGAAAUUUUAAAUUUCAUUCUUGUACAGUAGUUUCCAAAUUUGCAUGGCUAUUUAAUUUCUAGAUAUGGCAUGCAUUUAAAUAUACAAAGACUCAAUGAUUUUAAGGUAUAGAACAUGUAUAGGUAAAGGAAGGCUGCAGUUGAAUAACCUCCAAGGCUCUUUGUCUCAUUAUUUCAUAAAAUACUUAUAUGAGGAUACUAAAUAGCACUGACAUAUUCCAGCAACAAAUACUCUGUACUUAAUUUAAAAAAAAAAAAAAAAAAAAGGCUUCUAAACUGUUCUAAUUGGCAUGUUUCAUAUAUUUUGAUCAACAACCAUAUUUCUUAAAUGUAAUAAGUGAAAACUAUAACUAUGGAACUGGUAAAAUAUAUGUACAGUAUAUAUAUUUUUGGUGGUGAACUCUGGUAGUUAAUCUGUACUUAUGGUUGAUGUAAUGUAACCUUUUUGGGUAUACUGUGUGUAUAUAUAUUAUAUAUAAUUUAUAUUAUAGGACUAACCUGAUGUUAAAACAUUGGUUUAAUUCGUCGUGUGCUCGGAAAUUUGAGAUUCAAGUUAAGUUUGGGCAUCUUCCCCAAAACAAUAAAAAUGUCUUGUUAAAAAAA
This is a messenger RNA of Procambarus clarkii (red swamp crayfish), 2685 nucleotides long. RefSeq lists its product as uncharacterized. Lineage: Eukaryota; Metazoa; Arthropoda; Malacostraca; Decapoda; Cambaridae. The record is from RefSeq and is a predicted model, not a curated record. Gene Ontology annotation, cellular component: cytoplasm.